Molecule: messenger RNA, 1248 nt
Organism: Gopherus flavomarginatus (Mexican gopher tortoise)
Lineage: Eukaryota; Metazoa; Chordata; Testudines; Testudinidae
Gene: TLCD3B
Product: TLC domain containing 3B
Exons: 6
Coding region: 251-1093 (280 amino acids)
Biological process (GO): ceramide biosynthetic process; lipid homeostasis
Cellular component (GO): endoplasmic reticulum; membrane
Molecular function (GO): sphingosine N-acyltransferase activity
Source: RefSeq, a predicted model, not a curated record
GGUGCGUCACCCGGAGUCGCCUCAUUGAUUAUUCAUUAGGGGCGGGCUAAUUACAUGCACAAUUAUUCAGCCGAAAGACACUUAAUAGCUGGAAGUGGGCGGGGCCUCCUACGUGUAAUUAGUAUGCACGAAUUGAUAAUAUGCAAAUUAGGUCAUUAGUAGCUUCGGCGUGUAUGCAAAUACGCUAAUUAGCUAGUGUCCCAAAUCUACGAUGGAGGCACAUGCAAAUUAGGCAGGGCAGGCGCGUGAGAUGGCCCUGAUCUUCCUCUUCAGCUGCUGCUUCUUCCCCCUCCUCUUCCUCGCCCUGCGCUGGGCGCUGCGCCGCCCCCGGGGCCUGGGCACGGACCAGCUGCCAGCCACCUACGUCGCUGCCAAGCUGGUCUCCUCUGUCCAGGCCGUCAUGGCCUCCACCGCCGGAUACAUCGUGUUCAGCUCCUGCCAGCACGUUCUCGACGACCAGCAUUGGCUGACAAGCGCCUACACGCAGUUCGCGGUGCCCUACUUCAUCUACGACAUCUACGCCAUGUUCCUGUGCCACUGGCACAAGUACCGGGUGAAGGGGCACGAGGGCGCAGGGCCCCGCUCGCUGCGCACCGUCACCGGCGCCUUCCUGCACAAGGAGCUCCUCAUGGUGCUGCACCACCUCUGCAUGGUGCUGGUGUGCUUCCCCGUCUCCGUGCUGUGGCGCCAGGGGAAGGGCGAUUUCUUCCUGGGCUGCAUGCUGAUGGCCGAGCUGAGCACCCCCUUCGUCUGCCUGGGCAAGGUGCUCAUCCUGUACAAGCGGCAGCACACCCUGCUGCACAAGGUGAACGGGCUCCUCAUGCUGGUGACCUUCUUCUGCUGCCGCAUCCUGCUCUUCCCCUACAUGUACUGGGCCUACGGGCGCCACGCCGGGCUGCCCCUGCACCGCGUGCCCCUCGCCCUGCCGCCCACCUGCAACCUGGGAGCCGCCCUGCUCCUGGCCCCCCAGCUCUACUGGUUCGGCCUCAUCUGCCGCGGGGCCGCCCGCCUCUUCCGCCGGGCCCGGCCCAAGGACGCCACCUCUGCCGCCCUGCGCAAUGGGCACGGCCCCGGGGGGCGGGCGCUGGACUGAGCCCCUGCCCUGCCGACGGGCACGGCCCGGAGGGGCGGGCGCUGGACUGAGACCCCCCCCGUGCCAUGGGCACUGCCCCUGGAGCAGGCACUGGACUGAGACCUCCCCCCGUGCCAUGGGCACUGCCCCGGGGCAGGCACUGGACUGAGACCCCG